Molecule: messenger RNA, 5274 nt
Organism: Drosophila bipectinata
Lineage: Eukaryota; Metazoa; Arthropoda; Insecta; Diptera; Drosophilidae
Product: mediator of RNA polymerase II transcription subunit 13
Source: RefSeq, a predicted model, not a curated record
CGAGUGAGGCAGUGCCUCUCGUUUUUUUCUCAGUGUAUCCAGUGGUGGUGGUGCGGCGAACUGCGCUGGUGAAUCCCAGUGAACCCCCCCGGCGAGCGGUGCCGCGUUAUUUCCGCUUCCGCGUGCGUGCAAUUAGCGGCGGCGGUCCCGAGACAAUGUCUGGAGGACGCAACCCAGGACCCCGAGCGGUCCGCCAACUGGUCCUCCUGCUCGCCCUGUUCUGGGGGCUCCUGGCCGUGGCCGGAGCCACAGGCGGAAAUGACGCCAUUUCCUUGGCGCCCAAACUGAAGCCAGCCGACGGCAAGGAUCUGCAGCAGCAGGACGGCGAGGACGAGGGAGGAGCCCGCCCGGACAAGGACUUUGACUUUGCCGCCUACGUGAACGAUUUCAAUUUGCAAGAGGAGGCCUCCAUUCCGGAGGACAUAUUUGACCAGCACGACGGUGACAUUGAAGACGAGGAUGCCGGCGUCUCCCCCCAGCUGCAGUAUCCCUCGGCUCCCCUGCGACCCAUCCAGAUCCAGAACCAGAACGAGGAUCAGGACCCAGACGAGAAGGAGAUCCCCGCGCAGGAAGAUCAGGAGCCAGACGCGUCCGAGGACGAUGCCUCCGAGGCAGCCGAUAUUAUACUCGAAUCUCAGAGGCCCACCACGAGGAAUCUCAGUGCCUACCUGGACGCUAAGAAGCACCCAAACAACAAUGGCAGCAAGCGCUCCAAGGAUAAGGACUGGGCUAGGGAUAAGGACAAGGGCAGGAAGAACAAUUUAAGCCACUACAACUACAAAUUGAAAAACAAUAAAGACCGAGUUGCCAAUGAGGAGGCUCCUCCCCCAAGGAAAGCCAAUGCCGGGGAUGGGGAUGGGGAUGGGGAUUUUCCAACAAAAUUCGCAUCCUCCUCAUCCGUGGAGGACCAGGAGGAUAGCGCGAACUUUGGCAGGCAAAGUUUUUCGUAUAAAAAAUUAAAGAACAUGCACGAACAGCAAAAUCAACAGAAGGAGCCUCCCAAGGAUGGCAAGGAGUCGAGGGAGCAGGACCCGUCGUCGCCGCAGCUGCUUGAUUCUAUUGAAAUAUUAAAGGAACGAAAAUUUAAUAAACCCAUCGGGGCGGAGCAGGUGAAGACAGGUGAGACGGCCAUUGGCGAUAUCGAGGACAAUCUGGAUAAUGAUGAGGAAUCGGACCAGCAGCAGGAGGAGCAGGAGCAGGAGGACGAGGACGAGGAGGAGGAGGAGGGCAUCAAGUCGUCCAUUGACAAUGAUGAAUUGGCCAAGAGAUACUAUCCGCCGACAACCACGACGGAGCCAACAACUUUGCCCACAACCACCUCCACCACCAGCACCACAACAGCAAGGACAACCACCACAAGCAGCACAACUACUCCGAGGACAACCACAACUUUCCGAACUUCAAGGACUCCCCAACAGCAGCCAACAAUUGGCCGCAAACUGAAGCGCCAUGGAAAUGCUUUUGGCCCAAAGAAGCCUCAGAGCCCGGAAAAUAGAUAUUAUGAAAUUGCCAGGAUCAAGGAGCAGCAGCAGCAGGAGCAGGAGGAUGCAGGUAACGUGGGCGAACUGCACUAUUACGAUACCGGGAGCAACUACAACCAAAAGCUGGCCACAUACGAUCCGGAAAAGUCCGAGGAAAAUUACUUGAGUGGCCAGCAGCCCAGACGGAAUGCCACCGACAGGCGGGGAGCGUCCUCCUCCUCCUCCUCCGCCUCCCGCUUCCUGGACGACGAGUACUCCGAGCCCCAACCGCCGCCGGAGGAGCAGAGGCAGUGGCAGAGUCCGGCAGAGAAGCCAGACGAGAGGGACGAGAAUUCGGAUGGCUUCGGAGCCGGCAAAUUGGAAUCCGAUUUGGAUUCUGGACAGCAGCGAUAUCACUCGGGCUCCUUGGCACCAGCCACGCCCACCCCUGCUAGCGCCUUCGAGCGGUUUAAGGCGCUGCGUCGCAGCCGCCAGCGGACAGGACACAAGAGCCACAAGAAGCGGUACAAGGACUACCUGAAGUGGCAGGACCCGGUGGCCUCCACGCCCGGAACACUGUCGUCACGACAUCUCCAGAAGCUCCAAAAGGAAAAGGACAUGGAGCGGGAGAGGGAAAGGCUGCAGGCAAAGGAUAAGGAGGAGCAGCGACCUCUGGGCCACUCCCCGCCCAUCUUCGCCCUGGGCCUGCGGCCGGCGAAGCCCUUCUACGAGGGCCAGGUGAGCUACUACGACAAGCAGGAGCCGGUCCAGUACCUGGAGCAGGAUCAGCAGGACCUGGAGCACCGCACGGAGAUGGAGCGGCUGAUAGCCCACGACAAUGGCAACUGGUAUCGCAGGAUCAGCCCGGUCCUGCGGAACGGCGUCAAGAGCGGUGUGGAGCUGAAGCACCACCACCAUCGGGGUCACCAUUCGGGCCACCACCAGGGCCACCACUUGAGCCAUCACCAACUGCAGAACCACCACCACCAUCAUGACCACCACCAGGGUAACCACAAAACCAACCACUUCCGCUCGCGACCCAGUAGCCCCUACCAGAGGAAGCCCCCGGCCCAGAACUCCAUGGGAGUAGCUCUCUCCGCACCCGCCCCUCUGCCAGGAGCCCCAUCUGUGCCUGGACCACAGCCAACGCCCACUCCGCCUCUGCCGCCGCCGAAACAGGAACUGGGCCACCAGAUCACCGAACUGGAGCACCUAGAACGCUACUACGCCAAGUGGCCGCACCUAGCCCGGGUGCAGUUCCAGGUCUACGACGAGCACUACCGCGAGGCCCACCCGGAGCUGUACGAGGACUACGAGGACGCCGACUACGAGAGCGCCGCCGAGCUGGAGGAGGCCCAGCAGGAGAGGGGCGAGGAGGCCAACCUGCCGCCGUACAUCAAGAAGUACAACCGGCGGAACAAGCAGCUCCUGAACCUGCUCGAGGGAACCCUGCCCACGCCCACUGCCUUCCCGCCGGCUGGCCUGGCCGGCAGUCCCCCGCCCCCGCACCUGGACGACGAGUACUUGCAGGAGAAGCGGCGUCGCUACCACCAGCACCACUUCGAGGACCUGUUCGCGCAGCAGAAGAGUGCCGCCGGGCACAAGGACAGCAAGGACCUUGCGGAGGAGGCGGGAGUAACCACUCCGUUCAGCAAUCACUUGCCGGAGGACUCCCCGGAAGGCGAGUCCCCGGCCCUGCAGCAGCCGAAGGCCUCGGACUUCUGGCCCGGAAAGGUGCAGGUGGUGGUGGCCCCGACCUCCACCCCGAAGCCGGCUCUCUUCAAGCUGCCCUCGUACCCGGCCAUAGCGGGAAGCUUCCUGGGAACACCGCGCAGUCGCAGCGCCCAGUUUGUGGCCAAUGUGGCAGGCAGGGGUCAGAGUAGCUGGGCCCAAAACUCGACAGGAUCGGCAGGCGCGGCUGGAGCGGCCGGCGGGGGAGUGGGAGCAGCCGUAGCCGCUGGAUCUCCGCCGAGGGGAGCUCCCUCGCCGCUCAACUCCUUCGUUUACCAUCGCGUGGUGGAUAGUCCUGGCAACGCUAAUGGCGUCCCGCCCGUUUCCGGGCUGGUCGGCAGCGGAAUCGGCCGCCGACAGUCGCGACUUCCGUUCGUGGCCAUCACGGACCGCCGGAUGGAGUCCUUGACCGGCAAGAGGUCCUUGGCAGAGCGACACAAAGACUUUCAGCAGAAUCACUUUCCGAUGCCUUAGGUUGCGAGAGAGGGACGUCCUUCGAAGGAGGAGAAAAGCAGGAAGGAGAAAGUAACGAAGAGUCGAAGGGCAGGGUUGGAAAACCAGAAGCAGGGUGACUUUGCAUUCAAGAAGAAUUAGGUUCACGUCUCCCGAAACUCGUAUCCUUGUGUUUUCCCCCAAAAACGUAGCUGAAAAGUUUAGACUGAUAUCGAAGUGUUUUCGAAGUCCCUGUUUUUUCGAAACUCCAGUCCACAAUAAACCGAUGCCAGCCAGCUUUUAACUAACAAUCGAAUCAAUCGAAUUAAUCGAAGAAAUCGAAGCAAUCGAUACCGGAAUUAAGGCCCGUUUCCAGCCCUGUGCUUCGAACUCAAGAAGUCUUAACAUAAAUCUAGAACUAUAUUGUAGUCGCCGCUUUCGGAUGUAUAAUUUUUUGGUGUUUUAUGUUUACAAGAAAACGAAAGGACGAUGGAGUCCAGGAUCUAGGGAUAAUUAUGGAGGAAAAACGUUUUUUUCUGGAGAAUCAUUAAACGGUAAUCGGUAUAAUUAGAACAAGUAAAACAACAAAUAAAAUAUAAAUUAAGAUGAUACAAUUUUUUUGUGUAUAAAUAGCGAAUAACACCAACACACCUGUAGACACAAACACACUUACCAUACACCUACACAGACCCCACACACACACACACACACACACUCAAAGAGCUGUUAGAAAUCAAAAGUGAUAAUCGACAAGAAUAUAUAGACAUAUAUUCCACCUAGUUUGUUUUAAAUUGGAGUCUCGAGUUAGGAGAGUUGCUUCUGGAAGGAACGUAGAUGCUUUCGCUCGCCCCUGCACGCAAAAAUCCAACGAAAUAGGUUUCAAAAUUGAAUGGAAAAUCAUGUCGGAAAACUGAUAAUUUGUAGAACAGACAAACCGAGGCACUAAAGUUUCAAAACGUUUAACUAGACAGUUUAGUAGGACUCUCAGACACCCAAGCCAAGCUGUUGAAACAAUGUAGGGAUAAGGACUGACAGUCCGACACUCAAAACUUGGCGAAUUAACAAUACUUUGUGCUGGAAAAACGCUCCUCAGAGCUUCUGCGGGGCAUUACGAGUUUAAAGACACUCGCACAAAAAAUGAGGAAAAUGAAGAGAAGCUGGAAAAGCCGGAAAAACUGAUAGAGACAGAGACAGGGUGGAGAGGCGAGAUGCAAUGCAGUGUAAUUAACAUAUCAAAGCGGGAUGUGAGUGGCAAAAAGAGGAGCAAUUGAAACCGAAAACUGAGAGCAGUUGCGAAUAUUUUAAACCGCUCCGAGAAUGUUUGUUUAAUCUGAAAUUCUUAAAUACCAAGGCAAGGACUAAGGCCACACAACACUGUCGAGGAGAGAAGGGACGGCAGCUGCAGCAGCUUUCUGUGAAAUUUAAUUGGAAUCAGAGUAGAGGAAUGAAGCCAGCAAGAAACAGCCCUCAAAGGUAUCAGCGUAUCAAAAAAUAACAAUAAUAUAAAAUUAUUGAGACCCCAGCCCUCACCCCUCGACCACAACACACCAGAGAGACACCCACACACACAUAAAAACACACCCAUAAAUACAUGUAUACACAUCUCAUUAUGUGGUAAAAUUUUAAUGGAAUGAAAUUCAAUAAAGCAACA